Schistocerca gregaria is the source of this 2311-nucleotide messenger RNA. RefSeq names its product heat shock protein 75 kDa, mitochondrial-like. Gene Ontology annotation, cellular component: mitochondrial inner membrane. The transcript has 16 exons. The record is from RefSeq and is a predicted model, not a curated record. Gene Ontology annotation, biological process: protein folding. Lineage: Eukaryota; Metazoa; Arthropoda; Insecta; Orthoptera; Acrididae. Bases 12 to 2132 code for a protein of 706 amino acids. Gene Ontology annotation, molecular function: ATP hydrolysis activity; ATP binding; ATP-dependent protein folding chaperone.
CGUGGUACAAAAUGGCUGCUUCCAUACGGCUGCAGCGUGUAGUGAAACUUGGAAAUUUAAUUUUGCAGAACGAAGUACAUUUUUUACGCCAUGAAGCGGCUAGGACAUGUGUUUUAAAACGAAGAAUAUGUGGUCGUGCAGUAGAGUCCUGUGUAGGUGCCACGACGCAGUUGAGGUUAUACAGCACAAAAACUGAAACUGCGUCAGGUGAUUCGACAGAUUAUCAUACAGUCAUCAAAGAUACCGAGAAAGUAACAGGCUCCAGCGAUCGACAUGAGUUCCAGGCUGAAACGCGCAUGCUGCUGGAUAUCGUCGCCAAGUCGCUGUAUUCGGACAAGGAGGUGUUCAUCCGCGAGCUGGUGUCGAACGCGAGCGACGCCCUGGAGAAGCUGCGCUACCGCAGCCUGGCGGCGGGCGCCGCGGAGCAGGCGGCGGCCGCUGGACCGCUGGAGAUCCACAUCGCCACCGACAAGCAGGCGCGCACCAUCACCAUACAGGAUACCGGCGUCGGCAUGACGAAGGAAGAGUUGGUGUCCAACCUCGGAACGAUCGCGCGAUCCGGAUCCAAGGCAUUUCUGGAGCAAGUGAAAGAGAAAGGCAGUGAAGCCUCCAACAUCAUAGGGCAGUUUGGUGUGGGUUUCUAUUCCUGCUUCAUGGUAGCAGAGAAGGUGGAAGUCUACACACGCUCCUGUGAACCUGGCUCUCCUGGUUUGCGGUGGACAUCUGAUGGAUCAGGAACUUAUGACAUCCAAGAAGCAGAGGGUGUGCAGCAAGGAACUAAGAUAAUUAUCCAUUUAAAAACCGAAUGUCGUGAGUUCAGUGAUGAAGACACAGUUAACAAUAUAAUUAAAAAAUACAGCAAUUUUGUUGGAAGCCCAAUUUAUGUUAAUGGAAAGAAAGCUAAUACAAUUCAGGCAUUGUGGUUGAUGGACCCAAAAGAAAUUACACCCCAGAUGCAUGAUGAAUUCUACCGAUUUGUGGGAAAUGCAUAUGAUCGUCCAAGGUUCACACUCCAUUACAAGACAGAUGCUCCUCUGUCAGUCCGUGCAUUGAUUUACUUCCCAGAAGGAAAACCAGGAUUAUUUGAAAUGAGUCGUGAUAUGGAUGUUGGAGUGGCACUAUACUCACGUAAGGUGCUUAUUAAAAGUAAGGCUGACAACAUACUCCCAAAAUGGCUACGUUUUGUAAAAGGUGUUGUUGACUCUGAAGACAUUCCUCUAAAUCUUAGUCGAGAGCUUCUACAGAAUAGUGCCCUAAUAAGGAAACUACGUACUGUUCUGGUAAAUCGUAUCCUCCGAUUUUUGCAUGAACGUUCCACAAAAGACGUUGAAAAGUUUGAUGCCUUCUACAAAGACUAUGGUUUAUUUCUGAAGGAAGGUAUUGUCAGCAGUGAGGAACAGCUUCAAAAGGAGGAGAUUGCGAAACUGCUGAGAUUUGAAUCAUCUUCAAAGCCUGCUGGUGAGAAGGUGACAUUGCCCGAGUACUGCAGUCGCCUUAAGCCUGCUCAGAGGGACAUAUUCUAUCUUGCUGCACCGAGUCGUGCUUUGGCAGAAACCUCUCCAUAUUUUGAAGCACUGAAACAAAAGGAUGUGGAAGUACUAUUUUGCUAUGAACCAUAUGAUGAGCUGGUUCUAAUGCAACUCAGACAGUUUGACCGCCACAACUUAACAUCUGUCGAAAAAGAGAUGCGUCAAGAUAAGGAACCUGAUGACCUUUCAAAUCUUGGAUCUGAUAGCCUGUCUCGGACAUCAGUUGAAGCAUUGCUACCGUGGGUGAAGAGUGUGUUAGCAGGAAAAGUGCAUAAUGUCCGUGUGACACAGCGAUUGGACUCACAUCCUUGUGUAGUCACAGUUGAAGAGAUGGCAGCUGCACGCCACUUCAUUCGGACACAAUCACACCAACUACCUGAGGAUGCUCGCUACACUCUGCUGCAGCCACAGUUAGAAAUUAAUCCUCGGCAUCCCAUCAUUAAGAAGCUUGCUUUUCUUAGAGAUUCAAACCCAAAGCUGGCUGAACUGGUUACUAAACAACUGUUUUCCAAUGCAAUGGUCUCAGCAGGUCUGAUGGAAGAUCCAAGAACACUAGUUACAAGUAUGAACGAGCUGCUGACUCUAGCUUUGGAAAAACACUGACGCAUUUGGCUGUGACUUAAAUACUUUCAUUAGUUCAUCUUUCAAGUACAGGAGACAUCUCAACAGUGAUAAUAUAUGUUUAUAUCAUGACCAAAGGAUUAUGUAUCUAUCACAUGUCAUGGCUCAUCACAAAAUACUGUCAGUUGUGAGUUUGUAAAUAAAAUAACUGAAACCCCUGA